GACGUCUCUUCCCUCUUCAAUUUGGUCUGGAGGCGGAGUUGUCGAUUGGAAGCCGAGUGCAAAUCCUAGAGUCGUUUGAGAGGGCAAGAGUUUUUAUUGUUGGUUGUGAAGCAGAUGCUUCUGCGAUUUUAUGUACUGUCGAAUGGGUUCCAUAGAGGCAACUUCAUCAGUUCAUAAUCAGGAGAAAGGUCUCUCCUUAUCAUUGCCUCGUUCUUUUCUGCACUUUCUGGAGGAAAAUGGAUUGGACCCAUCGAUUUAUGCCAUGAUAGAAACAAUUCCACGCUACAUAAGGGUAAAACCAGGCUGUGAGUCACAACUUGUGGAGAUUGAAAAUGAACUCAAGUGCAGGCUCGAGAAGGUCUCGUGGCUUUCGGGUUUUUUUGCCAUCCCAUCUCAGAUUCAAAUUGCUGGUUCUAAGGCAUAUCAACAAGGAAAGAUCUAUGGGAUGGAUGCAGCUUCAGGAGCUGCUGUGUCAGCCUUAAAUGUCUCACCGGCAGAUCAUGUUCUUGAUCUGUGUUGUGCACCAGGUGCCAAGCUGUGCAUGCUAGCAGAUCUUCUUGGUAACUCUGGUUCACUGACUGGUGUUGACAUUGCAAGAGCCCGUCUGGCAGCCUGCCGUACAAUGUUGCAAAAGUAUUCCUUGGGAGAUCAUUGCCGGCUUUUUGUUGCUGAUGGAACAUCAUUCUCCCUCUUGCCAGUGAGGUCUUGCAUGGAAACAAAACCAUGUUUGAGUGGCAAGAAUGACCCUGAUAUAUUUGCUGAAUGGACUGCCAAGAGAUCAUGGAGAGAACGAAAGAAAGCUGCCAAAGCAGGAAACAUUGCUGAUUUAGAUCAAAUUAAAUCAACUUCACCGGAGCUAAUUUUCUAUGGCAGAUAUUCCGGGGUUGUAGGAUUAUGCAAAAAUGAACUCUUUCGUGCAGUAGAUGAACCAUCAUUUUCUGGCUAUGACAGGGUCCUCGUUGAUGCAGAAUGCACUCAUGAUGGAUCACUGAAACACAUCCAGAAGUUCGAGGAUUGGGGAUGGGAAACAUUAGAGCGUCGAGUACUUGAUGCUAAAAGAACAGACUCUUUGCUCCACCUUCAGUUACAACUUUUGACAAAUGGUUUCAGAUUGCUAAGAGUUGGGGGAACACUUGUAUAUAGCACUUGUAGUUUAACAGUUGCCCAAAAUGAGGAUGUGGUGAAGCAGUUCCUCUCAAGAAAUUCUUUAGCUGAGCUACGACAUGUGGAAGCUUCAGCCAUCUGGCCGUGUAGAAGUGGAGGAAUUCCGAAUACAUUACGCUUUGACCCGAAAACAUCCCAAACUAGUGGGCUAUUUAUUGCGAAGUUCACAAGAUUGGCAAGUUGAUCAAGGCUCAUGAAUUCCUCGAUGGGGAUUCGAGUUGUUACCGCAGAGUUACCUGUGAUAUGAUGCAAUGCAAUGUAUGGUUGAGGAUGUCAAAGUUAUCUGUCAUCCAUGCAGAAGCAGCAUUUUAUUAAGGAUAUCAACCUAUGGGUGCUUCGGCCGGAGCACAAUGUAGUCAAAGUUAUAAUCGGUUAGAAUGGAUCCUUGUCAGGAUGUUAACUGCAUCGAUCCCAUCUUAGAAGCAUGACAGGAUGAUUGAGAUGUUAAUGCAUGUGAUAAUUGCUGCUCUGGCAUGUUGAUGAUCAUUAUUCACUGGCUUCAGCGAGAGAUUCUUUUUUGCCUCUCUUAAGUGUUUGCUGCUUUGUAUCUCAAGUCUUGCAUUGCCUUCUCAACUGGAUGUCAGUGAGGAGUUUCUUAACACCCUCAUUUACUCUUUCAUGCAUUUAUUGUACAUUUAAUCACACAAUGUAUCUUUUGGUAGUGUUGAACGAAUACAAUUGACUGUUUUCAACUCAAA
Molecule: messenger RNA, 1862 nt
Organism: Musa acuminata subsp. malaccensis (wild Malaysian banana)
Lineage: Eukaryota; Viridiplantae; Streptophyta; Magnoliopsida; Zingiberales; Musaceae
Source: RefSeq, a predicted model, not a curated record